AUGAUUGCACCAGAGACCUCUCCUAAGCCACAGAUCUCAGCCUCUUCAUCCUCGCCUGCUGCUGCUGCUGCUGCUGCUGCUGCCGCCGCCACCCAGACAACACAAUUCCGGACCUCAGGGCAACAGCAGGAAUACUCCUGUCUUCUCUGUUCCGACCUUUGGACAUUCCAAGACCCGUCAGUCAACAAGUCGUCCUCGAGUGAAGAGGAUGUGGCCGCAGACCCGGAACCAAACUCCCUCCUAGACCCCUCCACCCUACUUUUCUCCUCCAUCCGUGAUGUAGUCAACCUCCGCGACUUUCACCCCCCGCCCAUGCACGCUUUCAUGCUGUGGCAAACCUUCCUCCAAAACGUCAAUCCCUUGUCCAAAGUCAUCCAUGCGCCCCUCGUUCAGCCCCAGGUCAUCGAGGCCAGCAAGGACUUCGAUUCGGUCCCUAAGCCCUCCGUGGCCCUGCUCUUCGCCAUCUAUGCGGCGGCCGUCAUGUCGCUCAAGGAGGAGGACUGCCGCAGCCAGCUGAACGGGCCCAAGACAGUCCUGCUUAGUCGGUAUUUUUCUGCCUGUCAACAGGCCCUGGCGGCCGCGUCUUUUAUGAAAUCUCGGAGCAUUGUCACGCUCCAGGCCUUUGUUGUCUUUUUGCUUCCCGCUCGGCAGAUCUACGAUGCCCAGACUUUCUGGCUUCUGGCCGGCAUUGCCGUCCGCUUGGGGCUGAGGAUGGCAGGGCAGGGCGGCCAUGGCCUCUCUAACGAUUCGGUGUAUAACUCGCAGCUGCGGAGGCGCCUCUGGCGGCAGAUUGUAUGGAUAGACGGGCGAAGUCAUUCACAGAUCGGGGUCAGACCGUCUCUGCAGGAAAUUCGCAUCUCUCCUUUGCCUGCGAACCUCAAUGAUGCCGACAUCAACCCUGACAUGGCUGAGAUGCCCAUGGUCCACAAAGGUCCAACAGAGAUGACUUUCUGCCUGUGUCGUUACGAGGUUGGUGAGUUCAUGACGCUUCACGCCAGAAAGCUGCAUGAUCCCGACGUUCCUGUCCGGACCAAAGACCAGCUCAUCGACCAAUUCGAGUCCCAUAUGGAAGACACAUAUCUCAAAUAUCUGGACUCAGCCAUUCCGCUGCACCUCAUGGCCGAAGGAGGCGUGCGAUCGGCCGUGUGCAAGUUGAGGCUGAUGGCCCACCACCCGGCCCAGUACAAGGGGAAAUCGAUGCCUCGGGCCGAGAGGGACAUGCUCUUCGCCAUCAGCGUGCAGAUGGUCGAGUACGACGUGUUGGGCAAGUCCACCAAGGCCCUCGACACCUUCUCGUGGCACCUCGACGUCGCCUUCCAGAUCGAUGCGUUCGUCUUCAUGCUCAUCGCCUCCCGUACCCAAGCCGCAGACAGCCCCAUGACCGAGAGGGCCUGGCGUCUCGUGUCAGACAUGUACAAGUACAGACCUGCCCUGCUGGAGGAUGGGCGGAACGAGCUGUAUGCGGCCGUGCGAGCUCUCACUCUGCGCGCGUGGGAGGCCCGCGAGGCGGAUAUCGCGCGCAAGGACCUCGACCCUCUCGCCGUGCCGAACAUCAUCAGCGAGCUACGGGAGCGAAAAUCAAGAAAAGCAAGGACUGCAUCCAUGGCGUCUAUCUUGGUCCCUCCCGAUGCGUCGGCUCUUCACCAGCUCGCCGGCGUCGCGACGCAGGUCGACACGAGAUACAACGACAUGAAUCAGAACUUGGCCUCCUCUCUCGGAGGCGGCAUAAACACGGGCACCGACGCGAUGGGAGGCCCGUUCAUACCGGACCUGGACCUGCAAUUUGACAGCAUGUUUAGCAAUCUCACAGCUGAUGUCGAUGUCACCGGAUGGGCGCCUGUGGACUGGGAUUAUUGGAAUGCUCUGCUGGAACGCAAUAAUGUGCUCCAGUGA
This is a messenger RNA of Cryphonectria parasitica EP155, 1893 nucleotides long. RefSeq lists its product as uncharacterized. NCBI's taxonomy places the organism in Eukaryota, Fungi, Ascomycota, Sordariomycetes, Diaporthales, Cryphonectriaceae. Gene Ontology annotation, biological process: DNA-templated transcription. Gene Ontology annotation, molecular function: DNA binding; zinc ion binding. The record is from RefSeq and is a predicted model, not a curated record. Bases 1 to 1893 code for a protein of 630 amino acids. The transcript is spliced from 5 exons.